Sorex araneus (European shrew) is the source of this 1386-nucleotide messenger RNA. RefSeq names its product potassium voltage-gated channel subfamily A member 7 (gene KCNA7). Lineage: Eukaryota; Metazoa; Chordata; Mammalia; Eulipotyphla; Soricidae. Gene Ontology annotation, biological process: potassium ion transmembrane transport; protein homooligomerization. The coding region runs from base 16 to 1386 and encodes 456 amino acids. Gene Ontology annotation, molecular function: protein binding; delayed rectifier potassium channel activity. The transcript has 2 exons. The record is from RefSeq and is a predicted model, not a curated record. Gene Ontology annotation, cellular component: membrane; voltage-gated potassium channel complex.
GGGGCUGCGCGCGCCAUGGAGCCGCGGUGCAGGCCGCCGUGCGGCUGCUGCGAGCGGCUGGUGCUCAACGUGGCCGGGCUGCGCUUCGAGACGCGGGCGCGGACGCUCGGCCGCUUCCCGGACACGCUGCUCGGGGACCCGGCGCGCCGCAGCCGCUUCUACGACGGCGCGCGCCGCGAGUACUUCUUCGACCGGCACCGGCCCAGCUUUGACGCCGUCCUCUACUACUACCAGUCGGGCGGGCGGCUACGGCGGCCAGCGCACGUGCCCCUCGACGUCUUCCUGGAGGAGGUGGCUUUUUACGGGCUGGGCGCCGCGGCUCUGGCGCGCCUGCGCGAGGACGAAGGUUGCGCCGUGCCCCCCGAGCGGCCCCUGCCCCGCCGCGCCUUCGCGCGCCAGCUCUGGCUGCUCUUCGAGUUCCCCGAGAGCUCGCAGGCCGCGCGCAUCCUCGCCGUUGUCUCGGUGCUUGUCAUCCUCGUCUCCAUCGUCGUCUUCUGCCUGGAGACGCUGCCCGACUUCCGAGACGACCGCGACAGCCCCGAAAUCGCCGCCCUAGCCGCAGCGGACCCGUUCCAGAAUCAGUUGAACAGUUCCAUCCCAGUGCCAGGCCCCCCACCCCGCAUGCCCUUUGACGACCCUUUCUUCGUGGUGGAGACUUUGUGCAUCUGUUGGUUCUCCUUCGAGCUCCUGGUGCGACUGGCAGCGUGCCCUAGCAAGGCAGCCUUUUUCAAGAAUGUGAUGAACAUCAUCGAUUUCGUGGCCAUCCUCCCCUACUUUGUGGCUCUGGGCACCGAGCUGGCCCAGCAGGGGGGCGUGGGUCAGCCGGCCAUGUCACUGGCCAUCCUGCGAGUUAUCCGCCUGGUGCGUGUCUUCCGUAUCUUCAAGCUCUCGCGUCACUCCAAGGGCCUCCAGAUCCUAGGCCAGACCCUGCGGGCCUCCAUGCGUGAGCUGGGCCUCCUCAUCUUCUUCCUCUUCAUCGGCGUGGUGCUCUUCUCCAGUGCCGUCUACUUUGCCGAAGUUGAUCGGGCUGACUCGCAUUUCACCAGCAUCCCGGAGUCCUUCUGGUGGGCAGUGGUCACUAUGACCACGGUGGGCUACGGGGACAUGGCACCCGUCACCGUGGGUGGCAAGAUCGUGGGCUCGCUGUGCGCCAUCGCCGGCGUGCUCACCAUUUCCCUGCCCGUGCCCGUCAUCGUCUCCAACUUCAGCUACUUUUACCACCGGGAGACGGAGGGCGAAGAGGCUGGCAUGUACAGCCAUGUGGAGACACAGCCCUGUGCCCCCCUGGAGAGCAAGGCCAAUGGGGGGCUAGUGGAUGGGGAGGCGCCUGAACUCCCACCCCCGCUAUGGGCUCCCUCUGGGAAACACCUGGUCACAGAAGUCUGA